Sinocyclocheilus rhinocerous is the source of this 834-nucleotide messenger RNA. RefSeq names its product E3 ubiquitin-protein ligase rnf213-alpha-like. The transcript has 5 exons. Gene Ontology annotation, biological process: sprouting angiogenesis; ubiquitin-dependent protein catabolic process; negative regulation of non-canonical Wnt signaling pathway. Gene Ontology annotation, cellular component: cytosol; nucleolus; membrane. The annotation marks the transcript as partial. Lineage: Eukaryota; Metazoa; Chordata; Actinopteri; Cypriniformes; Cyprinidae. The record is from RefSeq and is a predicted model, not a curated record. Gene Ontology annotation, molecular function: ubiquitin-protein transferase activity; ATP hydrolysis activity.
AUGGCUAUCACACUCAAAAAGCUUCACAGUGAAAUAUUUAAACCAUGCCACAAUGCCUACAAAAACAUAUACACAGGGCUUAAAGAUGGCAGCAUCACUUUUGAAAAUAUUGAUGUGACAUUCAGAGCCUACAAGGGAAAAUAUGAAGAACUGGCAGCAGAAGUUGCAAUCUUAUGCAGACUGGAUCACAGUGAUGACCGACGUUGGGUCCAGACAAGAGUCCAUCAGAUUGAGCAGUACCAUGAGCUUUAUCUGGCAAUACAGUCAGCUGAGGUGGUCAUGAUGGUCAAAGAGACGCUUUGCCUACAAGGAGACUUUCAAGUCUUGGAGAAGUUGCUUAAUACUAGACACGUGGAUUUUAAAAAGGAGCGUCUUGACAGCAUUGAUGAUGAGUUGGUGCAGGCAAAAAUUGUGCUUGUGGAUAUCACAGAAUCCCGCAGACUGUGCCUUCAGGAGCUCAGCCGCAGAAAGAAUUUUGUCACGUGGGUAAAAGAGGUUCUUAAAGACAUCAAUGAGUUGAAAGUCUUUGUGGAUUUGGCUUCCAUCUCUGCCGGAGAGAAUGAUAUGGAAGUGGAUCUUCUUGGCUACUCCUCAAUGCUCUAUGAUUUGAAGCCAGAUGCUGACUUCAAGCUUUUUAAAGAGACGCUGAAGAAUCUAUGGAAGGCGCUUGACAAUGACCGCAACCUCCCAAAGAAACUGAGUGACUCUGCAAGACACUUAGAAUGGUUGAAGGCAGUCAAGGAUAGUCAUGGGUCAGUGGAAACCUCAUCUCUGUCUCUGGCAUCAGCUAUCAACAUGAACGGCGUCUACGUUAUUAGUGCACAAAAUCAAAAG